UUCACUCCACGCCACACUGCUCGCGUCACUCUCCACGACAAACAAAGGAGAGGAGGUAGAAGAAAAGAGAGGAGUUCAGCUGACUGAAGCAGCAGCAGACACAAAAGCUACCCUCUUACAUCACCUUCAGGCUCUGCUGGAAUGGCCCUUAACUCGGAGUUCAUAGAAGGCACCGAAGCGGCCAACUCUCUCCAGUCUAUCUGCUACAAGCGUGGCUCGCUUCAGCUACUCGAUCAGAGGAAGCUACCUCUGCAAACCACAUACUUGGAUAUCCGAGACUCCACAGAUGGAUGGCAUGCGAUCAAAGAUAUGGUGGUGCGCGGUGCGCCUGCCAUUGCCAUUGCCGCAGCUCUGUCCUUGGCUGUAGAAGUGUUUAACUUGGAGGAUUUCAAUGGAACACCCGAUGAAGCGUUUUCUUUCAUUGUAAUGAAAUUGGAAUAUCUGGUCUCCAGCCGACCAACUGCUGUCAAUCUUUCAGAUGCUUCAGCUAAACUAAGACAAAUUGCAUCCACGGUAGCUGCUGCAACUUCGGAUGCGAAGAAUGUGUUUGAGGCUUUUAUAGAAGCUUCUGAAAUUAUGCUCAAGGACGAUGUUGCUUCAAACAAGGCUAUUGGGUCUUAUGGAGCAAGUUUCAUUCAGCACCUACUGGAAAACUCUAAGAGCAUUUCUAUGUUGACCCAUUGCAACACUGGCAGUCUUGCAUCAGCUGGUUAUGGUACUGCCCUUGGUGUUAUACGUUCACUUCAUACUGAAGGAGUGUUAGAAAGGGCCUAUUGUACAGAGACACGCCCAUUCAACCAAGGAUCCCGACUUACAGCAUUUGAGUUGGUGCAUGAUAACAUACCUGCCACUCUUGUAGUAGAUUCGGCUGCAGCUGCAUUAAUGAAAGAUGGACGUGUGAAUGCUGUAGUUGUUGGAGCAGAUCGUGUUGCUGCAAAUGGUGACACUGCGAACAAGAUUGGGACCUACAGUCUUGCCGUAAGCGCAAAGUACCAUAACAUUCCAUUUUUUGUCGCUGCACCACUCACUUCCGUCGACUUAGCUCUUUCUUCUGGACAAGAGAUAAUACUAGAGGAAAGAUCUCCAAAGGAAUUGUUGCACUCACAAGGGGGACUCGGGGAACAAGUUGCUGCAUCUGGAAUCUCUGUCUGGAACCCAGCGUUUGAUGUUACCCCUGCUAAUCUAAUUGCCGGCAUCAUAACAGAGAAGGGUGUCAUAACAAAAAAGGGCACCGAUGCUUUCGACAUAAAGGGUUUUGUUCAGAAGGCAGCCUUGCAGUCCGGUGCAUAGCAGAUGCUUCUGGGAUUGGAUGAAACAUACACCACUGGUUUAUUGCCGUGUAACUUAAUAUGAAGAGAGCUAUGCGCUAUAUAUGUCAAAUAAUUGGGAGAAUCAGUCUUUUACCCCAAGUAAUGACUUUUUUCCCAAAAUGUAAGCCGGCCAUUCUAUGAUAUUAUUGGUCGAUGUAAUAAGUACAAAGUUAAUAAUAAAUUAGAAAAGCAGCUGUUGUAGAUUUUAAGGCAAAUUUAUGUGGGUUUUUUGGGACCUUAGUCCAUGAAUGUGAAUGUUGUGUGUAUGUACCCUAAACAAUAUCAAUAUGUACGGGGCUUAUGGCCUGGGAUGUUUGUAGAGUCAAUAACAAGUUUCUUUGGGAUGAA
Prunus dulcis (almond) is the source of this 1658-nucleotide messenger RNA. Its product is annotated as methylthioribose-1-phosphate isomerase. Bases 142 to 1290 code for a protein of 382 amino acids. NCBI's taxonomy places the organism in Eukaryota, Viridiplantae, Streptophyta, Magnoliopsida, Rosales, Rosaceae. The record is from RefSeq and is a predicted model, not a curated record. Gene Ontology annotation, molecular function: S-methyl-5-thioribose-1-phosphate isomerase activity. The transcript is spliced from 10 exons.